This is a messenger RNA of Erpetoichthys calabaricus (reedfish), 5572 nucleotides long. RefSeq names its product complement C3-like. Lineage: Eukaryota; Metazoa; Chordata; Cladistia; Polypteriformes; Polypteridae. Gene Ontology annotation, molecular function: protein binding; endopeptidase inhibitor activity. Gene Ontology annotation, cellular component: extracellular region. The record is from RefSeq and is a predicted model, not a curated record. The coding region runs from base 84 to 4547 and encodes 1487 amino acids. The transcript has 36 exons.
CACAUCCCUGAAGCCGACCCCCCCAACCUAGGUAUAUAAAGAGGGCCCCGGCUGGCAGCGGGCUACACUGAAGCCUCAUCACGAUGCCCACACCGGCGCCGCACUUCUCCCUGCUGCUGGUUCUCUCCGUGCUGCACUCCUGUGCCGCUAAGCCACUGUUUGUCCUCAUUGCCCCGAAUGUCCUGAGGGCUGACAGAGAGGAGACGGUCGUUCUUGAGGCUCACGAGUUUAACGGAGUCAUCAAUGCAAAUAUCCGAGUGUUGAAAUUCCCCACUAAAGAGCAGCUGUACCCGCCUAACAACGAGGUUAACAACAGGGUGCAGCUGACGGCGCAGAACGAUUACCGCAACACCUUACCGAUCAAGUUUUCUGCCAGUCAUUUUAAACGAGAUGCCCGCCUCAAUAGCUUUGUCUAUUUGGUGGCCACGGCAGACCAGUUCAACCUGGAGAAGGUCGUUGUGGUCUCAUUCCACUCCGGAUACGUGUUUGUGCAGACGGAUAAGACCAUCUACACCCCGAACGAACACGUGAUGUACAGACUUUUCCCGCUGACCCACGAGCUCGGCCCAUCGGAGGAGUCCAUCUCGGUUGAGAUUAUGACUCCUGACGACAUCGUUGUUAGCAAGGAGGUGAUCAAGGCCUCCUCUGGAAUUCACUCCACCUCAUUCAAGAUCCCGGAACUCGUCAACUUUGGUGCCUGGAAGGUGGUGGCCAAAUAUGAGUCAGAGGAGUGGGUGAACUUCACCGCCCAGUUUGAGGUGAAGGAGUACGUGUUGCCGAGUUUUGAAGUCACUCUAGUGCCAGCGCGCAAAUUCUUCUAUGUUAAAGACACGUCGCUCGAAGUCACCAUCACUGCCAGAUUCCUUUACGGAGAAACUGUUAAAGGAUUCGCAUACGUAGUUUUUGGGGUGCUGAUCAACGAUAAGAAAGUCAGCUUCACGGACUCCCUCCAAAUUGUCGAGAUUUCGGAAGGUGAAGGAAGAGCCAAACUCGACAGCGCCGUGAUUAGAAAGUACUUUCCAGACAUAAACCAGCUUGUGGACCAAUCCAUCUACAUCUCGGCGUCCGUCUUAACAGCUUCUGGCAGCGACAUGGUGGAGACCGAGAUAGAAGGCAUUAAGAUCGUCACCUCACCAUACAAGAUCCUCUUCACUAGGACGCCCAAAUACUUCAAGCCUGGCAUGCCUUUUGAUGUCAUGGUUUUGGUAACAAACCCAGAUGGCUCCCCUGCCAAUGGCGUUGAUGUAGAAACAGAGGAUGGGAAAGUGUCUGCCAGGACUGGGAUAGAAGGAACUGCCAGGAUGAGCCUCAACACUGUGCAGGACGGCAACAACCUGAGGAUCAGCUUAAGAACCCGCGUUCCUGCUCUUACUUCAGAACAGCAAGCUAAAAGCACAAUGGAGGCCCAACCCUACACAACCCAGAAGGGCUCCAGAAACUACCUGCACAUUGACAUCCAGGCCACCGAGCUGAACCCAGGGACGAACUUAAAGAUCAACCUGCACAUCCAGACCAACGACCAAGCCACCCUGGAGCAGAUCAAGUACUUCUCCUACAUGAUUAUGAAUAAGGGGAGCCUGGUCAGGGUUGGCCGACAGGUGAGGCAGAAAGGACAGUCGCUGGUCACCCUGUCACUGCUGGUGGACACUCAGCUGGUCCCAUCUUUCCGCUUUGUCGCCUACUACUUCGUAACCACAGGAGGUCAAAUGGAAAUCGUGACUGACUCCAUCUGGGUGGACGUGAAGGACACCUGCAUGGGAACGCUUCAAAUAACAUCAAACAAAAGGGCAUUUGAACCCAGGAGAAGGUUUGAAUUCUCUAUAACAGCGGACCCCGGAACCAAAGUUGGGCUGGUGGCUGUGGAUAAGGCCGUGUUUGUGUUGAAUUCCAAGAACAAGCUGACGCAGAAGAAGAUCUGGGACUUUAUAGAGAAGAAUGACAUCGGCUGCACACCAGGGAGUGGACGUGAUAACAUGGGGGUCUUUGCGGAUGCCGGCCUGCUGUUCCAUUCCAGUGUGGCCAUUGGCACACAGUUGAGGAGAGAGCCUUACUGCCCAGAGCCUCCCAAAAGAAGACGCCGCUCGCUGACUUUGGCUGUCAAGAAGCAGAGCUUGGCGAGUAAAUACAAGGACCCCCAGGUGCGCGCCUGCUGCAUAGACGGCAUGGUGGAAAUUAGCAUGGACUUCAACUGCAAGAAGCGCUCGACAUACAUCACGAAAGGCAAGGAGUGCGUGGAGGCCUUCGUCUACUGCUGCACCGAGAUAGACAAAAAGCGCCAAGAGACCACGGGCACGGACCUCUUCCUGGCACGCAGUGAAGAAGAAGACGACAUUCUGAUGGGUGACAUUACGUCGCGAUCAAAUUUUCCUGAAAGCUGGAUGUGGAAAGUGGUGCCGAUACCAGAGAAGCCAACUGAUGCCGCUGGUCUGGUCACUUAUAAAAUGUCUGAAACGUUGAUGGAUUCAAUCACCACCUGGGAGAUCCUGGCCAUCAGCGUCUCUCCAAGGAAAGAGGGGAGACCACCUCUAGGCAUCUGUGUGGCGCAGCCCUUUGAAGUCACCGUGAGCAAGAAGUUCUUCAUCGAUCUGAGGCUGCCGUACUCUGUGGUGCGCAACGAGCAAGUGGAGGUCAAGGCCGUGAUCUACAACUAUGACGACAGUGAGAUGAACGUGCGGGUCGAUUGGCAGGAGACGGAACACAUCUGCAGCCUGGCGACCAGGAAGAAGCAAUUCACACAAACGGUGGAAGUCGGACAGAAGUCCUCCGUUGCUGUGACCUUCACCCUCAUCCCCUUGAAGGCCGGGGACAGGAUGAUAGAAGUCAAGGCCCUGGGCAAGACAGCAGACCUGAGCACAAUUGUCGCCGAUGGUGUAAAGAAACGUCUGCGCGUGGUGCCAGAGGGGGUGCAGAAGAGAGAGACCAUCAAAAGCAUCGUGCUGGAGCCGUCUGCAGUAGCUGGGGGUGUCCAAAAGGAGACCAUCGGUAAAAUGAUGCUGAAAGACAUGGUCCCCGAAUCGGAGGCGCACACCUACAUCAGUGUGAAAGGUGAGCUUGUGGGAGAAACCAUAGAGACCUUACUGGGAAGUGGAAAUCUCACCGGCUUUAUCAUAUUACCCAGUGGAUGUGGAGAGCAGAACCUGAACAAGCUGGCAUCGGUCGUCAUGGCGACGUUGUACCUCGACAAAAGCAAGCAGUGGCUUGAGUUUGGAAUGGAGCGGCGGGCCGUGGCCAUCAACUACAUUCAGCAAGGUUACGCAAAGCAGUUGACCUUCCGCUCCGCUGGGGGCUAUGCAGUGUAUGCCGGCCAAGAGCCAAGCACCUGGCUGACUGCCAGAGUGCCCAAAGUGUACUCCCAGGCCAGGACCCUGGUGUACAUCGACCAGGAGACACUCUGUGACCCCGUCAACUGGCUGAUCAUCAACAAGCAGCGUGCUGAUGGCUCCUUCACCGAGUCUGCCCCCAUUUUUGUGAGGAAUGAUGGAGGGUCCGCUUCUGAUGCUGUCAUUCAGCUCACCGCCUUCGUCCUCAUUGACUUGGCUGAGACUGCCACAGCAUGCAGGGGAUACAUUCAGGACUUGGAUCAGCGCAUCGAAAGGGCCGCCAGCUUCUUGGACAGGCAGUACCUCGGCCUGAAGAACUCGUAUUCGGUAGCUCUGGCGUCAUAUGCCUUGGCACUGACUGGCAGAGGAGUGCAGGAGUCCUUCUUAAUGAUGUUUGCAUCACCAGAUAAAACUCACUGGACGGGAGGAUACCCCCUGGAGACCACGGCAUUCGCCGCCCUGGCACUUUUAAAGGCCAAGCGGUACGAACCACUGAGGCCCGUCAUGAAGUGGCUGACAGAACAGCGCAACUAUGGCGGCUCCUAUGGCUCCACCCAGACCACCGUUGCUGUGCUUCAGGCGAUGAUUGAAUACCUGACUGAGGCCCCUGUCUUUGAGGACAUGAACCUGGACAUAGAGCUGGAAGUGUCAGGACGAUCCAAACCGACGAGGUGGAAGUUCAUCAAGUCCAACUCCAUGCUUGCCAGAUCAGAGAAGGUACAGUUUGGGAAGGAAAUCAGCGUGACGGCCAAAGGAACUGGACAGGGAACGGUGACGGUGAUGACCAUCUACAACGCCCUGCCCGAGACCAACGCCACGGAGUGCCGGACGUUUGAGCUGAAGCUACGUUUAGAGAGAAAGCCUGAGGCAAAGCGACCCACAGGCGCAAGUGACACGUACCUGCUGACCAUCGACAUGCAGUACCUCAGCACCAGGGAAGCCACAAUGUCCAUUCUGGACAUCUCCAUGCUGACCUGCUUCAUGCCGGACACCACUGACCUUAAGCGGCUGUCAUCGGGUGUCGACAGAUACAUUCAGAACUACGAGGUGGACAAGGCUCUGUCCGAAAAAGGCUCGCUCAUCAUCUACUUGAACAAGGUAACAUGGCGGCCUGGCCUCGCUCUCCCGGUCUGCCUUCGUAUUCAGCGUGUUUGCGCGAUCACAGAGGAAAGUCGGCGUCUCCAGUGGGCCGCGGCACUCAGACUUCCUCUCGUGUCUCCUGGUUGAUGUCUGUAGGUCAUCUUAUGUCACCAGGAAUUCUCGCUACUCGUGGGCUGCUCCUUCCGUCUCGGCAAAGCGCGGGAAUAGCGGCCAUUUACAAAAGUGACGAAGGCUACACGUUUUAAUGCUAUGAGAUUGUGGAGAGCUUCCACUCCAGAGCUCGAGGCUCCAAACGAAGAUCUGUCCAUCUUAAUCUGCAUCUGCCAGUCUUAACGCCAACAUCUGGAUGGGCGCCGCUCUGCACUUUUUCUGAGGGAUUUCAUGUGACGUGCCACCGCACUGUUACGGUGUUAUGUGCAAGGCCUUCAGCUUCUUCACCAUUCAGUGUGUCCCCAUCACCCCUGGGUCUGGGCAGCUGGCACCGGUGAGUCGCGAUUUGGCAUCACUUGUUACACUGGUGGGUCACGGCAGGUGGACUAAGUGAUCGACAUCGACACAUGAUACGUUUACAGCGUGGGAUGGCACUGCUUACCUGACUGGAGCCUUGACGGACCCCCGAGGCAGGCGUGUCUAUUAUUACUGUGUUUCAGAGACCAAUCACUGGUGCAGGCCAUCUGACGCGGCCGGGGAGGUGCCAGUGGUGCUGACUCACAAACCUGUUUAUUACAAGGGGCUCGACACCAAAGCCCACCAGGAUACCUCCCUUAGGCCCAUGUGGUUGCCAUUAUUUGGUGCCCUCCUCAUUCGUUGCACUUUGGGGGGGCUCAUCGGGGGCUUUUCCCUUCCAUUCAUUGUUGGCCUAAAAUUAAGGAAGUUUCCUCCUCAUCGAUUGGAGGGUUUGUUCUGUAAACAGAAUGGGACCCCCGGCAGCAGCUCGUUUCAGAGGGGGGGGUGAGAAAGUGCAAGAAUGUGUUUUGGCGUGGUUCAAAAUGCCCCCCAGUGACGUCUGCACCCACAGGGCAGACAGUGUGGACAGCUGAUGACCGAUGCGUCCGUCCGUCUGUCUGUUCCUUUGUCUUCUUAUUAUUUACCUCUCUGGGCUUUCAUCUUCUAGCCGCCACUUUUAGAAAAGCCCAUCUUUGUCUUUCUCU